UCACUGCGGACGUGACGAUCAGAUAAGAUUGGAAAUGAUUCUGGACCGUGAAUAUUCUCUGGAGGUAAAACCAUAUUUACUUAGCAUGAAAAGCGUUACAUUAUAACUUUAGACGCGCAUUUAUUUCGUUUGAACGCGGCCCCAUCCUGGAGUGACGAUAUUGUGCGAGAUUCGAGGAGAAAAGAGCGUUUCCAACUCGGUCCGUUUCUGCUGCCUGUUGCUCAGCUGCGUCUGAAGAAAACCAGCAUCGAUAAGCGUCGGAUUUGUCUCCACCUGAAAAAUGCCACGGGAUCACAAGAAGUCUCUCAUUCAGAGAAUAGCCAGCCAAGCCAAUAUCACAUUUAAAGAUUUCAAUGCAUCCGCAAUUGGGGACAACAAAGUAUUAUCGGACAACCGGGGGGAUCUAAUCACCCUGCUGACGGAAGUCAGGACUGCAGACCUGAAGAUGAAACCGAACGGCUCCCAUUCCGAUCACAACCCACCUGUCACGUACAUGCACAUCUGCGAGACGGAGUCGUUCAGUAUGGGGGUGUUUCUACUGAACAGCGGGGCUUCCAUCCCGCUCCACGACCACCCCGGUAUGAACGGGAUGCUCAAGGUUCUAUACGGGAAAGUCAGUAUCAGGUGUUUUGACCUGUUGGAUAAACCUUCGGACCAGGUGCAGAGUGAGACCCAGUUCGACCCUCCGCUGCUGCCGUUCCAGAAGGACUCUCUGCGGCGGGCUGUGCUCCGGUCGACCAUGUGGUUCACCCAUGACAGUAGUCCGUGUAUCUUAACCCCGCAGAGGGAGAACCUGCAUCAGAUCGACACGGUGGAUGGACCGGCUGCUUUCCUCGACAUCCUGGCACCUCCGUAUGACCCUGAAGAUGGGAGGGACUGUCAUUAUUAUAAAGUCCUACAGACUGUUCCCGACGCAGACAGUAAGUUAGAGGCGCAGCAGCCGUGGGAGGAAGAGACGUGGUUACUAGAGAUAGGCCAGCCUGAUGGCUUCUGGUGUGAGGGUGAACCAUACCCCGGGCCCAAGGUUUCCUUCUAAUGUCGGUGUUGUAAAGGCAGGGAUACCUGUGACCAAAUAGGGGCGGCUGGAGGACUUUCAAAAGACUGAAUCACUGUGACUGGGACAUGAGAUGGAUCAGGUGAAUGAACUGCAGGUGGAUAAUGUCUCUGGGCUGGAGGACUUUCAAAAGACUGAAUCACUGUGACUGGGACAUGAGAUGGAGCAGGUGAAUGAACUGCAGGUGGAUAAUGUCUCUGGGACAUGAGAUGGAGCAGGUGGAUAAUGUCUCUGGGACAUGAGAUGGAGCAGGUGGAUAAUGUCUCUGGGACAUGAGUUGGAGCAGGUGAAUGAACUGCAGGUGGAUAAUGUCUCUGGGACAUGAAAUGGAGCAGGUGGAUAAUGUCUCUGGGACAUGAGAUGGAGCAGGUGGAUAAUGUCUCCGGGACAUGAGUUGGAGCAGGUGAAUGAACUGCAGGUGGAUAAUGUCUCUGGGACAGAGGCCUUUUGUUUAAGUGUUGAACUUUCUCCUGUAAACUUCCAGAUAAGAUGUCUUCAUCCUGAACAGACUCAGAAACUUCCUAUGCUCUGAACACCAUUUGUUUGUAACUGAAAAUAUGAUAUGCCUUGUGUGAAUAUUGAAUGUAAACUUUGAAAGCAUU
Oncorhynchus gorbuscha (pink salmon) is the source of this 1656-nucleotide messenger RNA. RefSeq names its product 2-aminoethanethiol dioxygenase-like. The transcript is spliced from 2 exons. Gene Ontology annotation, cellular component: mitochondrion. Bases 281 to 1036 code for a protein of 251 amino acids. Lineage: Eukaryota; Metazoa; Chordata; Actinopteri; Salmoniformes; Salmonidae. The record is from RefSeq and is a predicted model, not a curated record. Gene Ontology annotation, molecular function: oxidoreductase activity, acting on single donors with incorporation of molecular oxygen, incorporation of two atoms of oxygen.